Molecule: messenger RNA, 550 nt
Organism: Malania oleifera
Lineage: Eukaryota; Viridiplantae; Streptophyta; Magnoliopsida; Santalales; Ximeniaceae
Product: monooxygenase 2-like
Exons: 1
Coding region: 20-550 (176 amino acids)
Molecular function (GO): FAD binding
Source: RefSeq, a predicted model, not a curated record
GGAAGAUAAUCCAGCAAAGAUGAAGCAGUUCGUGCUGAGCAAGCUCGGCAAACUCUCUCAACAAUUCCAGAGCGUUGUGGAAAGAACCAAGCUCGUCAACAUCUCCUGCGCGCCGCUGAAGCUCCGGUGGCCCUGGGAUCUUCUCCGGGGAGAGAUCUGCAGAGGCAACGUAUGCGUCGCCGGCGACGCCCUGCACCCGAUGACGCCGGACAUUGGCCAGGGCGGCUGCUCCGCCUGGGAAGACGGCGUCGUUCUGGCGAGGUGCCUCGGCGAAACCUUCCUGGCGAAAACACAAAACGGCGACGAAUGGGGAAGGAUCGAAAAGGCGGUGGAGACGUAUGGAAAGGAGAGGAGGUGGAGGAGUAUUGGGCUGAUAGCGACGGCAUACGCGGUGGGGAUGGUGCAGCAGAGCGACGGGAAGGUGAUGAGCUUUUGUUGCCGGGAAUUUUGGCCGGAUCUCUUCUCAAGAUGGCUGAUUUCGACUGCGGGAAGCUUAAUUGAUUCAUCAAGUGGGACUGAUUUAUUUGUUGAUUUGAUGUGCAACAAAUGA